AUAUAUCCAAUGAGAUGUGUCAGCUGAUCAAAGUGUCCCCCAGUGAUGGGGGGGAAACAUCAAUAUAAAUCAUAUGUCAUUUUGAUAAAUGUCCCUGAAGUUGACUGGAGCAGCCUUUUCUCCCCCUCCCUCACUGUCCCCCUCCCUCACUCGCUCCUGUGUUCCUUCUCGGAGCCGACCUCUACUGUAACGAACCCCUGGCAUCACUGCAGAGCACUGAGGAGAGCAAUAAAACUGCAUCAGACAAGGACAGUUAGGACAAUGUUUUUCCUUGCCACAAUUUGUCUUCUCGGCUUGGCAUCAGCUCAGAAGGUGGUGAAGUUGUCCUACUGCUCAAUAGAUGAGCACCACGUCCGGCUAGAUUGCAAAUAUUCUCUCCCCGCUGAGUCACCGGAAGCUUUUUGCAAAUACACGCAAGGUGAACGACUCCUGGACACCACCAACCCCGAGGAGGAGCAGCACGCCCCCUUCAAGAAUCGCGCCAAAGCCCGCAUUUUCCCGGGCAACAUCUGCCGCCUGCUGUUUAAGAACUUGCCGAAUGGCAAGUCCAACUUCACGUGCAACAUCAAGCAGGGUGACUCGCCUACGGCGUCCAAAACCUCAGUCGUGGAGAAAAAGCUCCUCCUUCCGUGUUCUGCACAGAGUGUCCUGUUACAAAGCUGCAGUGGCCUGAUGUUGGCUUUGAUGACAUUUCCGGUGCUGCUUGCAUUUCAACGGCUGUGAAGCGCCCGAACACCUGGCUGUGUGCUGACACAACGUAUAUCUAGUGAACACAUGCUACUGCAUUUACUGUAGCACUAGCUGAGCAAUAUACCUUAUCUCUACAUAGGAAAUGUGAUUUAGUGAUUCUGUUUCACCAAAUUUAGCUCAGGUUUGAACUCCAAAUGCCAAAUACAGUAGAUGAUGGUUGACCUCAUCAAAACCUGUACAAGAAUGCAUGACACACGAGGUAUAGUUCAAUCAAAUAUAUUUUGGAAUUACUAUCUACGGUAAUGAAAGGGAUGUUUACAUGCUCCUGUAGCUGACACUAGAGCUGGUGCAUAUAUGUCAAGCACAGCGAUGCACGCACUCAAACAAUGCAUGAGACCUGCCAUGUUUGGACUUACUGUAAGGUGAAGGCCAUAUUCACUGGUAAAGAAGAAGCAAACUACGACUGGAAUGAGGGAUGAGAAGCACAGUUUGUUAUCUUAGCGGUAAUGUGGGCUGUUGGAAAAUGUGAGUGUUAGACAUUAGUCAAAAGUACAAUGUGCUUUUGUGUCCACUGAUGUGAGAUUAAACAUUAUAUU
This is a messenger RNA of Nerophis ophidion (straightnose pipefish), 1286 nucleotides long. RefSeq lists its product as uncharacterized. NCBI's taxonomy places the organism in Eukaryota, Metazoa, Chordata, Actinopteri, Syngnathiformes, Syngnathidae. The coding region runs from base 46 to 723 and encodes 225 amino acids. The transcript has 4 exons. The record is from RefSeq and is a predicted model, not a curated record.